Molecule: messenger RNA, 351 nt
Organism: Peronospora matthiolae
Lineage: Eukaryota; Oomycota; Peronosporomycetes; Peronosporales; Peronosporaceae
Source: the annotation of a GenBank genome assembly
AUGGAGGCGGAGUUUGUCGCUGCGUCGGAGCAAGUGCUCGAGCUGCUUGGCAUCAGGGACAUGCUGUGCGAAAUCGGGAAGCCCCUUAUGCUCCCGAUGGCACUGUACGUCGACAAUCAAGCGGCGUUGAAGCAGUUGGCGGGCGAGGCGUCGUCUCUAAAGGCGAAGCAUAUUGACGUGCGCCUGAAGUUUGUCUGCGACUACGCCCGGCGUGGGAUAGCCGCGGCCCAGUAUUUGCGCUCGGAGCUGCAACUGGCGGACCUGUUAAACAAGGCCCUCGACGCCGCAGAACUCGCAGAGUUGUGCAAGUUGCUACAACUCGCUAAAUGGACGGAAAGUCAUGGCCGAUGA